This is a messenger RNA of Xyrauchen texanus (razorback sucker), 1823 nucleotides long. Its product is annotated as CD82 antigen-like. The record is from RefSeq and is a predicted model, not a curated record. Gene Ontology annotation, cellular component: membrane. Bases 134 to 904 code for a protein of 256 amino acids. NCBI's taxonomy places the organism in Eukaryota, Metazoa, Chordata, Actinopteri, Cypriniformes, Catostomidae. The transcript has 9 exons.
UGAAGGGGUUAAUCUCAUGGUGAGGUUUCACAUGCUGCUGCACGCGUGUGACUAACACAGUUUUUUGUUCAGACUCUAGGACGGUCGAUACCGAACUUUACACUGCGACUGUACACAAAAGAUAUCAGCAGCCAUGGGGAAAGGAUGCAUUUCAGUCGCCAAGUACUUCCUGUUCCUGUUCAAUUUCCUUAUCUUUAUUUUUGGAGCUUUAAUCAUGGCCUUUGGAUUAUGGGUCAUGCUGGAUAGCCAGAAUUUCAUUGCAGUUUUGCAAGAGUCAUCCACCACGCUGAAAGUUGGCGCCUACAUCCUUAUUGGAAUUGGCUCACUCUCAAUGCUCAUGGGAUUUCUAGGCUGCAUUAGUGCCAUUUAUGAGAUCCGCUGUUUACUUGGACUGUACUUCACCUGUCUCCUGCUCAUCCUUAUCGCCCAGGUGACGGCUGCUGUCCUCAUCUACUUCCAGAAAGACCUGGUAAAGGAUGAGAUGUCCACUGUUGUAAACAAAAUUCUGGUGAAUUACACGGGUCAUAACAAGACAUCAGAGCAAGCCUGGGAUUAUCUCCAGAGAACGAUGGAGUGCUGUGGUUGGAAUGGACCAUCUAACUGGACAGAGAACAUGUUGAUAAAGAACAGCUCUCAGAUAUUGUAUCCGUGCUCCUGCGGAAAUGAAUCAAUCAGUGGCACAGAUAACAAAGAAAGAGGACUGUGUCCGAGUUUGACAUCUGAGUGGCCUGUCUUCACUACGGGUUGUAUAUCUAGUGUGGAGGACUGGAUCCUUAGGAACUGUGGUGUUAUUCUGGGAGUCUGUGUUGGAAUAGCAGUGAUUGAGCUUUUAGGGAUGAUCCUAUCCAUGUGCCUCUGCAAGAGUGUUCAACAGGAGGAUUACGCCAAAGUACCUAAAUACUAGAGUAAAACCCCUUUCAGUGUCUCACUUACACAUCAGCAAACACCAGUGUUACAGGCUCUACACCAGCAGACCAACUGGAACAAUGCGGAUCAGAGAACAUUUUAUCACAAGAAAUGCACACGCUCACACACAUAUUCUUAACUUUAUUAUCUCCAUUAAAUAUUGAUAUGGCACCUUGUAUAGGAUAAACGUUUUAUGAUGGCGAUUUUCUUAAAAGAUUUCUAACUCAUGUAUAGAUAUACUGUACGCUGACUGUGUGUCUGUAGAUUUUCUGUGCUGUUGCAUUUAUGGUUUUUGUUAUUAGUUGAAUAUGAGAGCACUUUAGUGAAUAGAGAGUUUGAUUGAUAUGGGAAAGAGAUAUGACCAACAUUUUUAAUGUUUUUUACCUUUUAUCUUUUUUUAUUUUUAUGUUACUUGAGAAUUGUAUGCUUUCAAUUCCGGUUAUGUAUAUAUCUUCAAGAAUGACAUCCUUCACUGAGGUUUGUUCAUGGUGAAUAGCUAUAUCCUAGUUAUCACAACACUUAAUGAUGAGUCACAAAACUUUGGGUGGGUGUUAUUAGCUGGGGUUGGUCACUCAGGGUGUUGUCAGGUGUGGUAAGGAUAAACAUGGCUGUGGUUGAAGAAUUUGAGGUCACACCAGAAGAUUGAAGAUGGGAAUUGCAUUGUAUAGUGUUUGUUGUGGUUUACAUGUGUGACCGAAAGCAUCUCUAAGAAUCCUGUUAAAAAAAAAUAUUUGCUGGAUUAUUUUGUAUUAUUUAGUAUGCUUUUGACCGCAUGACUUAUUUUAACAUACCUCUAGAACAUCAGAUACUGAAAAGCAGUUUUCAGAAGCCAUGUUUAUGUAGUACGAUUUAAGGGCUAAAGUAGUGCAAAACAUGUCUGUGCAAAAGUUAAGAAUUCGAUUAAAUGAUAACUUUCA